Molecule: messenger RNA, 2801 nt
Organism: Brassica napus (rape)
Lineage: Eukaryota; Viridiplantae; Streptophyta; Magnoliopsida; Brassicales; Brassicaceae
Product: protein STRUBBELIG
Exons: 15
Coding region: 259-2610 (783 amino acids)
Biological process (GO): protein phosphorylation
Molecular function (GO): receptor serine/threonine kinase binding; protein kinase activity; ATP binding
Source: RefSeq, a predicted model, not a curated record
CAUUGAAUUAUUAAAUUUUCAACUGAGAAAACAAAGCAGUUUGCUUUUGUAAGAGCCGCUCGUUCUUCAAGACAACACACUACUCUCUUUCUCACUCUUCCAACUAUUUUCCUCUCUCUCUCUCCCCUUGAAUUCCGACGAAAUUAUGUUUCACUUUCCCUUUUAAUUCCUUGUCCUUUUUUCUUUCCACAGUAACUCAUAACUCGUUUACCUCAAAAUUUUGUUGGAGUAAUCCGACUUCAAGUGGAGACUGAAGCUAUGAGCUUUACAAGUCGACAAGUGUUUCUUGUUCUCUCUGUUUUAGCCUUGACAACAAUGCCCUUCUCCGCUGGAGUCACCAAUCUUCGAGAUGUUUCAGCGAUAAAUAACUUGUACAUUACUUUGGGAGCACCGUCUCUACAUCGGUGGCUUGCUUUUGGAGGAGACCCUUGUGGAGAAAAGUGGCAAGGUGUUGUCUGUGAUUCCUCAAACAUCACAGAAAUAAGGAUACACGGCAUGAAGGUGGGUGGAAGCUUAAGUGACACCCUCGCUGAUUUUUCAUCUAUCCAAGUCAUGGACUUCAGUGACAAUCACAUCUCAGGGACAAUUCCACAGGCUUUGCCUUCUACCAUCCGAAACCUAUCUCUCUCUAGCAACCGCUUCACUGGGAAUAUACCCUUUACACUGUCCUUUUUAACCGAGUUGUCAGAACUGUCGUUAGGGAACAAUGUUUUAUCAGGAGAGAUUCCAGAUUACUUUCAGCAGUUAACAAAACUGACUAAACUGUAUACUUUUUCUCCUUUCUUCUUUUCUCUCCCUUCCAUGCUUACUCCUUUAGUAUCUAAUUGCAGGGACUUAUCUUCUAACAUACUGGAGGGCCGUUUACCUCCCUCAAUGGGAGACUUAGCUGCUCUCAAGAUACUAUAUCUGCAGGACAACAAGCUCAUUGGAACGCUUGAUGUUAUAGAAGAUCUCUCCUUAACCGAUUUGAAUGUAGCAAACAACUUAUUCUCUGGACCUAUACCUCCAAAUCUAUUAAAAGUCCCAAACUUCAAAAAAGAUGGAACUCCAUUCAAUACAUCAAUUAUAACACCGCCUCCACCUGCUGCUGAUCCUCCUCCAGCUACUCACCAUGCUCCUCCUCUUCCUCGUGUCCCUCCUGUCUCCAAUAUUCCCCCUGCUCCUUUUUCUCCACUGCUACCAUCACCACCACCACCACCUUUGGUUUGGUCACCACCUUCUGAUAAUAUAGGAGGUGAUCCCUGGAACUCUGUGUCAGGACAACCUACUUUGCAAAUAUCACCUCCUUCAGGUUCAGGGUCAGGAAAGUUCUGGUCCACACAGAGAAUCAUUCUAGUCGUGUCCUCAGUAGCCAUCAUUGUUCUCGUAUCCGGCUUGUGUGUUACACUUUGGAGAUGUUGCAAAGGCAAGAAGUAUAGCAGAUACGGAGCUGAUGCUCGUAAAGACUUUCAACGACCAUACUUCAAUAAACCUCCAUCUCAACCAACCCCCACUUUGGGAAAAGUUUCUAGGGAGCCUAUGGUUAAGCCUUAUGAUGGAUACGGAGGUGGAGACAGGAAGUAUGGUUAUCCUAUGCCGCCACCACGGCCUGAAGAGAGCAGGAGAGCGAUUCCUCCUGCUUCAUAUUACAACAAGGAUGUGCAGAAGCCGUUACAACAACCACCGAGGCGUUUCCAGUCUAAUGACGAUGCUGCUGCUUCAAAGAGAGCAGCUCAUUUUCCUCCGGGGUUGAAUUCUUCAUCUUCGGCUACUGUUUUCACCGUUGCUUCACUUCAGCAGUACACAAAUGGUUUCUCUGAAGAGCUUAUCGUCGGUGAAGGGUCGCUUGGUAAUGUUUACAGAGCCGUCUUUCCUCAUGGCAAGUAUCUUGCGGUGAAGAAGCUGAGCAAUACAAUCAACAAAACGCAGAGUGAUGGGGAAUUCCUCAACCUAGUCUCCAAUGUCUUGAAGCUUAAACGAGGGAAUAUAUUGGAGUUUCUUGGUUACUGUAACGAGUAUGGUCAGAGGCUGCUUGUGUAUGAGUACUGUCCUAAUGGAUCGCUUCAAGAUGCAUUGCAUUUGGAUCGCAAACUGCACAAGAAGCUCACUUGGAAUGUGCGUAUUAAUAUUGCCUUAGGAGCUUCCAAGGCACUACAGUUCCUUCAUGAGGUAUGCCAACCGCCGGUUGUACACCAGAACUUCAAGUCUUCCAAGGUUCUCCUUGAUGAAAAGCUAUCAGUCCGUGUUGCAGACAGCGGUUUGGCUUACAUGUUGCCACCACGUCCAACGAGUCAGAUGGCGGGUUAUGCGGCUCCUGAGGUGGAGUAUGGAAGCUACACUUGUCAGAGCGAUGUUUAUAGCCUUGGUGUUGUGAUGUUAGAGCUGCUCACUGGACGCAGAUCAUUUGACAGGACGAGGCCGAGGGGACAUCAGACACUAGCGCAGUGGGCUAUACCUAGGCUUCAUGACAUCGAUGCGUUGACAAGAAUGGUUGAUCCGUCGUUACAUGGAGCAUAUCCGAAGAAAUCUUUGUCACGUUUUGCAGAUAUCAUAUCACGUUCUCUCCAGAUGGAACCAGGAUUCAGACCGCCAGUAUCAGAAAUUGUCCAAGAUCUUCAACAUAUGAUCUAAGAUAUACAACCCAACGCAGAAGGAUAUUUUAUUUGUCAGAUUCUUGUUUAUUCCUUUGAUGUAAUGUAACGUAUGAAGAACAAUCCAGUUGCAGCUUUUAAUUACUUGUUUGGUAGGUUAACGUAUGAACAAACCGUGGUUGAUUUUGGAAAUGUCUGGGGACGUGAAAAUAUCAUAUGAUCAAAACACAA